This is a messenger RNA of Aspergillus welwitschiae, 2630 nucleotides long. RefSeq lists its product as uncharacterized. NCBI's taxonomy places the organism in Eukaryota, Fungi, Ascomycota, Eurotiomycetes, Eurotiales, Aspergillaceae. The transcript is spliced from 11 exons. The record is from RefSeq and is a predicted model, not a curated record. Bases 36 to 2630 code for a protein of 864 amino acids.
CCUUUGUCCUGCUGCAACCUGUGUUUCCAUGACGGAUGAUGGACCCGUUGGGUAAUAGAGUAACAGGGCACCGUCGCGCGCUGAAAUGCACCUACUGUGCACGGUCGUUUGCGCGGACUGAACAUCUUACACGGCAUGAGCGCUCUCAUCGAAACGAAAAGCCGUUCAGCUGCAAUUACUGUAGCGCAACCUUCACGCGGAAGGACGUGAUUAAGCGUCACCACCUCCGAUACCACCCCACUAUCCCUGAACCGGUUGGAGCAACUACAGCCUCUCGUGUGCUGGAUAGCUCGCAGCUGGCGCCGUUGGCGAUUAACUCACCUCAGGAGCCAAUCCUCCAUUGUUCGGAAGAUGUUGGUUCCGCCGAUACGGCUCCGAACAACGAUGGAAAUUCCCCAGGCCUGUUUAUGGAUAACUACACUCUCGACGCUAUUCUCGCGGACUUUGACUUCCAGCCAGCUCCGAAUGUAGAGUUUACUAGCAACCUCCCUGGCACUGUCACGUCCAGUCGCAUCCCAGCCCAGGCGCGGGACCAGCUAUCCUGGAGAGGAUCUUUGGAACUGUCGGAGAAGAAGAGAAUGCAAGUAUAUACUGAAGCAGAAUCCGUAUUAAAAUCCGCAGGAAUCAAGCAUAUUGGCGAUUUCCCUUCUCGAUUGAGGUUGGAGCGGUUUCUCGUGGCUUUCUUCGAAUUUUUCCUUGAUUACCAUCCGUUUCUUCAUGUCCCGACUUGGCGUGCUGAAGAGGCCCAUUCUUGUCUUCUGCUGGCCAUGCUGGUGAUAGGCGCGGGCUGCUACAAAGACUAUGAUAUGGCCCAUGCCCUGUACUGCGCCGGAAGGCACUCCGUCAUGACACAUCGGAGAUCAACAACUUUUCCACAACGCAGUGUCGUGGACAUCAGCUCUAGCAAAUGUAUGAUAGAUCCCGCAACAUAUCACGGAAUUUAUCACCGCGACUGGGAGCAUGAAUCCGAAGAACUGUGGGAGGAUUGGGUUAACAACGAAAUGGCCUUACGGACUAAAUGGGCCGCUUUUACAGCCUUGAAUGUUUUGACUGUUUGUUUCCAUGUCCCUCCCACACUCCUGGUGCAUGAAAUGAGCAACGUCCCGUUACCGUGCAAAGAGCCCGAAUGGGCAAGCCCUACUAUGGAGUCGUGGCUAAGGGCGAGGCUGGCCCGCAUUCAGAGUCGUCCGUGUUUGGGUGACGCGCUGGCUGCUCUCCUGUCCCCGUCCCCUCUGCCGACGGAUGCUGUCAGCGUCUUCGGAACAUAUGUACUUUUGCAUGCGGUUCUGCAGAAAGCAUGGGAAUUCCGGCAGAAUAUCUGGCUAGAGUCAGCGGAGCUCACGAAAUAUUUAGAGAAGUUCGAACUCACACUUCGAAGAUGGCACACCUGCUGGGAAGGCAACGUGGAAUCCUCCGUCUCACCACGAAAUCCGUACAUCGACUUUACCCCAGUGAGGACCGCUAUCGCCUCCCAUAGUUCAGAAACUAUAGAGUUGAGCUUCAAGCAGCUGGUGAUCCCAAUUUCGCAGUCGGAUCUUACGAUGAGAAUUGUCGCACACGCAAUCGGCGCGCUGAGUACCCGCGUCAAAUUAGGGAUGGCGCUGCCGGAGCAACGGCUGUCGUGUUUUCAGAGUUUUGAAGUUCAUCUCUUCUCUAUAGAAUGCUGCCUAUUUUCCUACCACUGGUUGAAAGAGACACAGAACCGCCUCGAACUUGAGUGGUCACCUGAGGAGACAGCAAGGAUCAAACAGGUCCGUGAGAUCUUGUCGGAGGUAGAUCUACCUGCAAUCCAUGCUCAGAAGUCUGAUGCUGUUCGUUUAAUAUACGCGUGGGCGUUGAUCUUAAGUCGUCGGGCUGUAUGGAAAUUGCAGAAGAUCCCUCCCGCUCUCAUGACACUCUCUGGCCGUGUGGUCGUCGUCACUGGCGCCUCCAAGGGCAUCGGGAAAGAAAUCGCCCUGCGAGCUGCUGCCGAAGGCGCCAAUGUCGUCAUCAACUACCUGUCGGAUAUCAAAGCUGCAAAUGCCCUGGUUAUGCAAUUAGGACACGACCGUGCUCUGGCAGUGCGGGCUGAUACUUCCAAUAUCAACGAGGUGGACAGCUUGAUCGAGGCCACGGUGUCUCGCUUCGGAAGAAUCGACAUCCUAAUUCCCAACGCGGCUUACGUUCCGGAUCGAACCCUGCAGAACGUCUCCGAAGAAGAUUUUGACCGCGCCUUCGCGGUCAACGUCAAAGGACCUUGCUUCCUAGUACAGAGAGCACUACCUCACAUGACGUCCGGUGGCACGAUUAUUUUUAUCUCCACUGACAUGACCGACGCGUCCACUGUGAUGCCCCAAUUCCUUCUCUAUGUGUCGACCAAGGCGGCAUUAAAUCAAAUGGUUAAGGUGCUUGCACGCGACCUUGCCGCUACGGGUAUCCGAGUGAAUGCGGUCUCUCCGGGUGCAACAAGCACCGAGUCAUUCCACAAGGCUAUGGAUGAGAACAAGGCCAAGAUGCUUGCAAGUCACCAUCCUUUCAACCGCAUUGGGCGCGCGGACGAGAUUGCUGCAGCCGUGAGUCUCCUGUGGAGGAAGGACAGCGGCUGGAUCACUGGCCAAGUUCUGCGAGUGAACGGGGGCAGUGUUGUCUGA